AUGGCUGCCCACUCCAUGUGGCCUUCGGGACGACGCGACGGUAAGGUGAAUUCGUUCCAUGCUACAUGUUAACGAUGCAAAAUAAAAACAUUAAAGCCUUUCCUUGAUACUUUCAGAUGACCACAAAUGAUCGAUAUUUGCCCCUUUUUGCUACGAAGCAAGCAAACCAACGCUUGUAAAGAGAUGGUAGAGCGUAUUUUGAGGGUCUCAAUGGGGUAGUGGCUUUUACGGUUAUCGGCUAAAAUUUUGGCUUUUUUACGGCUAUCGGUUAAUUUUUUUCAGUUACGGUUAACAAAAAAGUUAAAAAUUAACUUCUUUUGUUUCAAAAAGUUAAAUAUUAAUUAACCUGUAUUUUUUGUAUCUUUUAAUAAAGCAAAAUAUAGAUCUUGGGAUCAUCUCGGGAUUAAAUAAGCUAUUCUUUUGAUAGAUCAUACUUUUUAUGAAGUAUUCCACUUCUAAUAUUAUUUUACACAUACAAAUGUCAAUAGUCAAUUUAAAAUUAAUCUUUGUGAAAAAGCAAAGCACACACGCCCAACUCAAGGCCGAGGCGCGACAUUCAUUACAACAGAAAUGGCCGUUUUCACACUACAGACGGAUUAUUCGUGUGAGAUGGGUUAUCCGUUUGAUGACUCGCGUCAGAAAGGUAAUACGUCUUAAUUUGAAGAUGGAAUAGUUUUAAUUUUGAAUGAACAAUCCGCCUGACUUUAUUCGUCAAUUUCGACGGACACUGUUUGAAGACGGGAUAAUAUUAUCUGUUUCUGUGUACAGCCGCCCCUUCCCCUCAGAAAAAAUCGGAGAAGGGGUGUCUGUCGGGAAGGGGCUAGUCUCAGACGGAUAAUCCAUUUCUAGCUCUAGUGUGAAAACGGCCAAUAACAAAAUUCCCGUGUCCAGUGUUUUUAAUGAUAGCGAAGGACUGUACGGAACCACUGUCAGCGGUUGCCUUGUCCGUAGGCCUCAUUAGGGAGUUUUAGCAAAGACGACGGCGACGGCAACCAGGACGUCAAAAAAGCAAUAGGUUUAUUACGCAAAACAACAACUUUGCACGUGCAUCACGCUUUUUUGUACAUUUCUUUACCGUUCUUGCACGACUACCACGUGAAAAUGCCUAAUUGCAAGUUUUAUUUUAUAAACAAGCGACGACUCUUUUUUCUCUCUCUAAACUUGAGUGCGGUCCUCAAGAAAUCAACUCCAGGGAAAUUCGCCUACACUUGCCAUUUUCAGCAAAUUGGCUAUUACGCGCGGCUAUUACGUUUCGGGUCACGUGGUCCCAGCGAGUUCGCCACCGAAAUGCCUUGACCGAGAUUGCGUGGGAAGACGCCGUACAGGGACUAGGCCUGGCAAUGUCUACCGUGGCGUCAGAGAAAAACAGGGACAUGUUGUUUAUUGGCAACGUGUUUUACAAACAGUGACAUCUCUGCGUGUUGUUUUACUAGUGUGUCGAGGGCACGACCUCCUGAAAAUCGCAAAUAUUUAUCCCCAGCAAGAAGCCACACUUUCGCUCUUGAAACUAGCCGGGAAAUAAAAUACGCAACCAUGAGUGAGUUUAGUACCUUUCUUAAAAGUAGCAACUCUGGGGAAACUCACUCAUAACAGGCCAGAGCGCCGAUUUUAAGUACUAGGCGACUUUGAAAGACACGUGCCUCACAUAUUUGUGGCGGAUUAGAAUGCCGGCUUGGUCAGAGGCCCUUUGUUUAAAACAUGGCGGGAUACUCGCAGCUUAAGGCAAGCAUGCGCCUUGUAGCUGUCAACAUAAUGCUUUUUAAUUACAUUCUGUCAUAAUUAACAAAACCCGAUCCAUGUUUGAUUGAAAGUAAUUGUACAAAUCUGGUACCAGACAAACCGCUUUUAAAAAACAAAAACACAAAACUAGUUUAUGGUUAUUUCUCAUUAAUUUCACUUGAUCAAAACAAAUAUUUACUUUGAUCAGUUUUCCCGUUUCUUUCAAAACAUCCUUCAUUUCCGGGCGUUUCACCGUAGUCAAUGAAAGAUGCGUUUUAUCGGUCUUCUUUUUCGCGGGAAUAUCAAAAUUUCCAUCUUUCAAAACGCGAUGAACCAAAGCUCGCAGGAUACCAAAGCGCCAAAGGCGCACGAUGCAGUCCCGGUGUUUUGUGAGCAUCCGUUAAAAAUAUUGAACGCCAAAACUAUCAAGUUUUGGUACAGCGAAAGGCAGCUAGUUUCUGUACCCAAAGGUUAGUGCAUGGACAGGCUAUCGAAAGAAAAUAAAAGGGAUGGUUGCCCAAUGGAUAGAAGGCCUAACUACGCAAAAUAAAUGUCUCAUUGCCUCCUUGUCUGCGAGGUUAGUACUAAAUUUACACUCUAGAAUACAUUACAGAACUCAAUCAGCAACACUUUGCAAGUAGAAUUGGUGAUCAGUGUGGGCAAUUUAUAUUUCUAAGGGACGUCCGUCGCACAAAGGCUUAACGCGCGGGGGUUUUUAGUCAAUGACUGACAUAACAGUUUCCUCACAAUCGACCCAGUUAGAAUGCGAUAAUGUGCGAGUGAACUUUGCCUACAACUGGCAAUAAGCUGAAUAAACCGGAAGCUGAACACUAUGAAUAAGUUACCUAAUUACAUCGCAAGUUCUUUUUCUUUUUUUUCAACUACCGGAGAGGUUUUUCGUGCAUUCUGUUGCGCAGUUUGGCAGUGAUAUUCCUGCAAUGGUUUUAGUACUGGUCCCGUUGCCGAAACCUUGCACCAGCAAGAUACGGUAAUCGAGAGUCGAGAAUCGAGAAUCGAUAUUGUACUCGGGACAAGAAAAGGUCGCCGUCCAAGGAACAACAGAUGAAAAGCAAGAGCUUCAAGCUGCUGAGAAUCGCCAAUUCUGGAUUACAAGCAGUGAAGGAACUCCUGAGAAGCGUCCAAAUUAUAAAGGAACUUUGGAGGCAAGUCAGCCACGGUGAUUGUCGCACCACGCAUAAAGUAGAAUAAAUUUGUUAGCCUGGUCUUGUCUUUGCCACAAAUCACGUAAAACUAUAAAGAAGGUACCACUAUGAACUCUGGAAAAUGAAAAUUCAAUAAUACUAUGGUUGACGACUGACAGUUUAAAAGAGAGACAACCUUCUCCUCAGAAUCUUGGGCGCGCCGCCUGUAAGCUCCGAGGGAGAGGGAAGCCCCUUAAUUUGGCCUAUUUCAAAAACAAAUGACACUACAAAAAUAACCUACAAUUAUAAUUUCAAAAGAGAGACUACCAUGACCUCAGAAUCUUGGGCGCGCCGCCUGUAAGCUCUGAGGGAGAGGGUAGCCCCAUAUUUUGGCCUAUUUCAAAACAAAUGACACUACAAAGAAGAACUAAAAUAAUAAUUUGAAUGAUGACCGACAUUUCAAAAGAGAGACUACCAUCACCUCAGAAUCUUGGGCGCGCCGCCUGUAAGCUCUGAGGGAGAGGGUAGCGCCAUAAUUAAUUUGGCCUAUUUCAAAAACAAAUGACACUACAAAAAUAACCUACAAUAAUAAUCUGGAUAAUGACCGACAUUUCAAAAGAGAGACUACCAUCACCUCAGAAUCUUGGGCGCGCCGCCUGUAAGCUCUGAGGGAGAGGGUAGCCUCAUAAUUUGGCCUAUUUCAAAAACAAAUGACACUACAAAAAUAACCUACAAUAAUAAUUUGGAUAAAUGACCAACAUUUUAAAAGAGAGACUACCAUCACCUCAGAAUCUUGGGCGCGCCGCCUGUAAGCUCCGAGGGAGAGGGUAGCCCCAUAAUUUGGCCUAUUUCAAAACAAAUGACAAAACAAAGAUGACCUACAAUAAUAAUUUGGAUAAUGACCGACAUUUCAAAAGAGAGACUACCAUCACCUCAGAAUCUUGGGCGCGCCGCCUGUAAGCUCUGAGGGAGAGGGUAGCCCCAUAAUUAAUUUGGCCUAUUUAAAAAACAAAUGACACUACAAAAAUAACCUACAAUAAUAAUUUGGAUAAUGACCGACAUUUCAAAAGAGAGACUACCAUCACCUCAGAAUGUUGGGCGCGCCUCCUGUAAGCUCUGAGGGAGAGGGUAGCCCCAUAUUUUGGCCUAUUUCAAAACAAAUGACAGUACAAAGAAGUACUAAAAUAAUAAUUUGAAUAAUGACCGACAUUUCAAAAGAGAGACUACCAUCACCUCAGAAUCUUGGGCGCGCCGCCUGUAAGCUCUGAGGGAGAGGGUAGCCCCAUAAUUUGGCCUAUUUCAAAAACAAAUGACACUACAAAAAUAACCUACAACAAUAAUUUGGAUAAAUGACCAACAUUUUAAAAGAGAGACUACCAUCACCUCAGAAUCUUGGGCGCGCCACCUGUAAGCUCCGAGGGAGAGGGUAGCCCCAUAUUUUGGCCUAUUUCAAAACAAAUGACAAAACAAAGAUGACCUACAAUAAUAAUUUGGAUAAUGACCGACAUUUCAAAAGAGAGACUACCAUCACCUCAGAAUCUUGGGCGCGCCACCUGUAAGCUCUGAGGGAGAGGGUAGCGCCAUAAUUAAUUUGGCCUAUUUAAAAAACAAAUGAAACUACAAAAAUAACCUACAAUAAUAAUUUGGAUAAUGACCGACAUUUCAAAAGAGAGACUACCAUCACCUCAGAAUCUUGGGCGCGCCACCUGUAAGCUCUGAGGGAGAGGGUAGCCCCAUAUUUUGGCCUAUUUCAAAAACAAAUGACAGGACAAAAACAAUCUACAAAAAUAAUUUGUAUUAUGACCGACAUUUUAAAAGAAAGACUACCUUCACCUCUGAAUCUUGGGCGCGCCGCCUGUAAGCUCUGAGGGAGAGGGUAGCCCUAUAAUUUGGCCUAUGACACUACAAAAAGCACCUACAAAAAUUGUUUGGAUUAUGACCGACAUUUCAAAAGAGAGACUACCUUCACCUCAGAAUCUUGGGCGCGCCGCCUGUAAGCUCUGAGGGAGAGGGUAGCCCUAUAAUGUGGCCUAUUAAUUAAGUAAAAAGCAAGUAACAAUACAAAGGUAACCUGAAAUAAUAAUUUUUGGAUUAUGAUUGACAUUUCAAGGAGGCUAAAAUGACUGAUAUAGAAACCAUACUGUAUCUGUGACGUUGAUUAUACAGAUCGCCCACGCGAACACGAAGAUGUUGAAGUGGAAGCUAGAAUAUCUGGAGUAAUCCAGCGUCUUGGGCUCCUUCCAGCGAAUAAGAUUUUGGCGGGAUUUCGACAGUGCUUGGCGGGCUUUUUGGAGAGUGAUUUGUCACUGGAGGCACAUCGACACGUACAUCGUCUUAAGCCAGAGAAAAAAGACUUGAAUCCUUCGCCGUUUGAUCAAAAAGGUAGUCCAUUGAAUCAGAUAAUCGGUGUUGCUGUUCCUCAAGGGGAUGUGAAGUAGAGCUCGAGCUCUCGCCUUCGUUUUCUCCGGCGACUAUAAAAUGUGCAUUGUUGACGGCUUUUCUCAAACGUUCAAAUAGAGAAGAUUUAAAAAUUUCUUUGGUCAGGGUCUUUUCCAAGCCGAGUUCCUUCCAAACUGGAGAAAGAUGUGCCAGCAGAGAGUGUAUUCCUACUUGCGGCUCCACAGUAAAAACUUGAUACGCCGACUCGCUGUUUUCGCUUCGAAGGUCACCAAUGUUGACACGGCAUACCACUCUUGGCAGAAGUUAAAUAAGCCAUCGGAGCACUAUUUUCUUAAAAGAAAGCACUUGAAAAACCAUUGAAAGCGUAUCAAGCCUAUUUGAAUCCAAAUGCGGCGAGAAAACUGUAGUUAUCAAUUGCGAAGCCAGAGGCGCGAAGAUCGACUUCCAAAUUUUCAAUCGACCGUGAAAUGAAUUUAUAAUACCCAAAUAAUCUGAUCAAAUUUCGCGUUUCCUUGAGAUGUCUGGUUCGUUUAAUCAGAAGUACAAAGUUCCUUGACAGGCAAUGUGUCCGGUGCUCUCCAAAGGUGUCUGGAGGAAUGCUUAAAACUAAUUACCUUGUCUGUUAUUGGAAACCGAUUUGCGGUGGUUGCUGUGGAGAUUAGGCCUCCUCCUGCGCGCACUAAAAUCGGGCCUCUGGCCUGUUAUAGUUUCUUUUACGGUUAACUCUUUUUUACCCUAUUUACGGCUAACGGUUAAAAUUUUUCAAUUUUUACGGCUAUCGACUAAAUUUUUGGCCGUUUUACGCCUAUCGGUUAACCCCAUUGAGACCCUCUAUUUUGUAUUCAGGGGCACCCAACGACGGUUUCCUCCCAAAUUCAUUUAAAUCACUUUUAAGGCUAUCCAGAGUAUAUUAAGACCUCUAGAAAUACAUUCUAAACGGUGCUAUAAAAUUUGUAUCUGCUCGGUCAUCCUAGGGGAACUUCAGUCUUUUCGAAAUUACAAGGGCUUCAGUAUUAUUUUCCCGAAAAUUUUAGAUGCAAUUUAGCGCAUUACGAAAAAAAAAAGCAAGCGGCGGAGACGCUAACUUGUAGGGGGUUCUGCGGGAAUUCUCCGCCAGAAAAUUUGAAAUCAUGAAGCUCGGAAAUAUUACUUUCAGCAUUCUCGACGAGAUAUCAAAAAAAUAAACGUGGAUCAACCGUAAAAUGACAGAUGUUUCUAAUUCUUAUUUGUUACUUGACCUUACUUGAUACAUAUAUAACUUUUUACAUAUAUCCCAGCCUUACGUAAGUAUUCCAGCCUUAUUGUGUACACUAAAUUAUUUUACUACAACGCUCGACUAUUGUAGCAAGAGCGACAAGGUUGAAAAUUAGUGGUGUAAAAUCACUUGUGUUACAUUAAGAUGCUAAUCUUGACAGCAUAUGACAAAUUUCAACUAUAAAACAAAUCGAAAAGUUUUGACAAAUCGGGAAGUGAAGGGCUAAUGCAAAAUCGCCUGCGAGAAAGGGCAAUACGAUUUUCCUAACUCGUCCCUAGUCGUCUCUCGUUUUUAUUCACAAGCUGAAUCGUGAGAAUACUGAGGGAAAAGAACAAGUUGAUAGGCUGAAGUCAAUUUCCUUGAACAAUGCAUGUACAGUUGUAAGGAGAGAUUUUCCAUGAAUUCUUUAUUUGCCUCGAGUUUCAUAUAUAGCUUUCAAAUAUUUGCUUUGACGUUGUUCUUAGUAAUUCAUACUGAAUUUGCAUAAAGAAGUUUCAGCUCCGCAAAAGGGCUCGUGCCAUUUUUAUUAUCCUUUGUUUCAUUUGCUUUAUGUUCGCUAGGUAAUAAUCAUAGAAAAGCCAACAGUGUUCCUUAACAAACAAAACUAAUUGCUCGUUCUCUUUUCAAUUAUAUACAUUUUACGUCAAUGUUGACUCUUGAAAGAAUACUUAAUUUCUUAAUAAUGGUUUAUUUGACUUUAGUCUAUUUUUCGUGAUUUUACUAUCGGACGACAUUCAUUCAUAGAAACGCCUUUCGUGCAGGUGCAUCUCGUUUUAAUUGCAACUUAGUUAUAUUUGUUUGCGAAAGUAUAUUUCAUUAAGUUAUUAGUUAAGCAGAGGUGAUAACCGAAUUUUGAAUAUGAAAGGUUUUGCUGUCUUGUAAUUUUAAAAUUAGAUCGGUUUUUGUUUAAGUUGAAACUUCCAAUUAGUCUGCCCUUGUCCUGUUUAAACAGCCGAUAGCUGGACUUGCAAUUUUAUUCAUAUUGUAACACUUUGUACAUAAACGCUGUUUUGCUGACCUGGCUAGGUCUUUGUCUCAGUACUUUUACUUUCUAAAAUAGCAACAGUAACAAAAGAUUUCAGGUUUAAAAUAGAAUUUGUAUUUAGUUUUCAUUUAACUCUUAGUGAUUUCUGUUUAUAUUUCUAUUGUAUUCUUUUGUCUUCAAUGGUUGUAAAAAUCAUAUAUAAGUAAGUUAGUUUUACUGAUUUUUCGAUUACAUCGCCGAUUACAUUGCUGAUUACAUCGUCGAUUACAUCGCCGAUUACAUCGCCGAGUCCUAGCCGAGUUAUUGCUGUUGAUCCGCUGAAGAAUAAACGCUGUUGGAACCAAGUUUAGUCUGUUUUAUCUACUGCUGUACCAGUUAGUGGUCUGAUCCCGGGCCUCGAGAGAAGUGACGGCUCUUCCCCGCAAGCGAGUUGCCAUUUGAGUCUAGUUUUCCCCAGUUUUAUCGUGAGUCAAGCACCGAGUUCCCGUUGAGCCUUAAAUUCGUUUCAGGGGGGAAAAACCUUCCGUCACACAGUAACCGGCAAGGGAAAACAACAAGUCCAACGGCUGAAGUCAGCAGUAGUAAAUUUGCCGCAAUUCCUUUCACGAUUUUCGUUCAGGGAUACAAAUGAAUUUGCCACAGAAACUAAACAAAGCUUAUCACAUGUAUCUUUAUGUGUGUUCAAAAUCGCAAGAUGGUUGAAACGUGCUUGCAACAUUCUUGAUCGAAGCCACGUCUUGAUUCUCCUAGCUGUUGAGAAGGACCUCUCCCCUGUUGCACUUGUCGCAGGAUUGACGUGAUUCAACUUGCAAAUUGAACAACAAUGACGUUGGCGAUCAACUGUCGCUCGACUGGCUGCAGAUCUUGGACUUCCCUCAAAAUUUCCUGAAAGCAGCGUAAAGGGACUCCUCGCAUGAGCACUUGAAAUGUACUUAAUUGAGCAACAAGGGCGGUGAUAUUGACAUCGCCGCUGAACUUCGAUGCCAAAUCGUCUACCUCUUUUUUUAAAUGUUUAUUUUUUGUUUGAAAUUGGCGGGGCUAAAGCCCCCCCCCCAACCCCCCCGGCUCCGCCGUCCCUGUUGUAGCUGUUGUGGGUAAACGAGAAGUUAAGAUAGCGACAACCAAGUAAUAUUCACCGCUUGCUCCUUUUAAACCGUUUUAUCGUUUCAAUCAUUUUUAAUUGAACUGUAAGCAAAUAUUUUUGUCCCUUUUCUUCCAUUUCCCCUCGAAAAACCCGGCCCACUAGUGCACGAUAUUAUAGCUAAUUUUCAUUAACGUACAGAACUUUUAAAUUGCUGAAUUACGAAGGUAAAGCGCGCGCAUCACAACUAGUUAGUCACCCUGAAGAAGAUCACUGAAUGUGAUGGAAAUAUAGGUGGAUUGAAAGGAAACUGUUUUCUGUCUUCAUUUGUGAUUAAGAUAUAUUUGUCUUUAUGAGGACGGGAGAGAGGGAUGCUUGGGACAACUUUUUAUAUACAUACAUUUGCAGAAUACCAGUUGUAUUAGAAAACCGCAGGUCAUCUCAUGCGGGGGGAGGGGGGGUGCGCACCCCCUGCACCCUCCCCCUAGAUCCGCCCCUGGAUUAUUCCUUGUCCCGAAACUAGCGCAUAAUUUCACAGCUAUUUUAUAUAUUCCAUUUUACCUUCAUUCGCAGUGGCGCAAUCAGCUAAUCCCUCAACUUACGGCCUGUUUACAUGGAAGUGGGGGACUCCAGGUAGGUCAGAGGUAACCUGUUUUGGUGGGGUAACCCGUCUAUCCAUAUAAUCUCUCAUUUUAAGUUGAUCACGUUUACGUGAUAGGUGGGUACGGAUCCACUACAGGUUUCCUCACCUAUCUGGAGUCCCCCACCUCCGUCCGCCCUUGGAGUCCCCCUGAGUCGAUUCAAACCCUGGGAAAGCCAAUAAAAUAAAUAUUUCUUCCUCGAAUAAAUUGAAAAAUAAAUAAAUAAAUAAAUAAAGCAACUGUGGGACAUUCCUGAGCGUCGUGAAUCCUUUACUUGGCGCUCCGCCUAAUUAAAAACUAAGACCCUGUUUACGGGAGUGGGGGACCCCGGUCUAGUGGGGUAGGUUUCUUUUGUUUUGUGUCCCCUAGAGCGUGAAAACAAAAGAAACCAACCCCACUAGACCGGGGUCCCCCACUCCAUGUAAACAGGCCCUAAAGAAGGAGUCUCGUUCUUUAGUAUUAACUGCCGGGGUAAAAUAAUCAUCUCGAAAAAUAAGGCUUUAAAACUUGCUCGGGACGGCGAAAAAACAUGAAAGACAGAAAUAAGUUAAUAUUUCGUUUGAACUUCGCCUGAACACUGAUUUAGGUUCCAAUCUGUACUUUGGAGUAACAACAGAAGGCAGGAGCCCAUCAAAUGAUUUGAUGGGCUCCUGCAGAAGGUGGUUUGCCUGUGGUGGCACGCAAUAGGUGAUCUUGCACCUACCUCCCAUACGGGCAUACGGACAGAGCGAUUUUGUAUUCUGCAAAUUCUGCUGUGCCAUUGAAACCUGGCUACCCACCUCACCUUAACAUCACAGCAUAACUGAAGAUGAUUUUGACGAUGAUCACUGCUAUUCCGUUAAUAUACCCUUCUUCCGUCGUUUGAGAUUGUCUGACAUUUUGUCGACGAGCCGAUGUGACGGUUCACCGCGAAGAAGAAGAAGAAGACGACGACGACAGCUCCUUUCGCAUGGUAGACUCGAGGUCAUACCUGGUCAUGCUUACGUCGUCAGGACGAUCAGCGAGAAGACCACUACGUCUUGACUUGUAACGGAUAGAGAGGUUAGAGGUAGAGGUUACGAGCGAGGUGACUGACGCUUUCCCCGGUGUCUUAUUAAAGUUUCUAGUUCGAAGGCAAGACGUCUCCAUGCGUGAAGUGAGAGCAACUGCCUCCCCCCCCCACUUCGUUUUCUGUUUCGAACACGGUUCAGCUUCAGUAUUCGUUUACGAACCACAAAAGAAAAAACACACCAAAAAAACAGCAGUUUACCCUGGCUAUGAUGAACGCGGAUCAACCGCUAUUGUUUUCGAUACGCGAAUAAUAACUAAGUCAACUAAGAAUUUCAGAACUGUAGUGGCUUAUUUACAACGCACCGCUAUCCACGUUUUCUAAAAUUUCGACAAAGACAAAUGAUUUUGCAGUUCAAGUCUGACAGCGAAGUGAAGCAUUGAGAAACGCCGACAUACCUGGCAAGGCCUCAGCCAGUGUUAGGUAUCUCUUUUGGGCCCAAGCCUUCUGAACGAAAGGCUGGCGAUUAGCGGUUUUCAUUUGGGCCUGUCCCGAUUGUGGUUGGCAACUUUUGGCGUUUUUAGUUCUAGCAACCUUGAGGAACUUUAACCUUUCUGAGCAAUUUUUGAGCAAAAUAUCAAGCGCGAAAAAGUUAACGAUUUCACAGAAAACUUUAAUUUAUAAUUAUUCUUGAAAGUUGAUCAACCUUUGAACAGGCUUAAAAAGGCAUUUAAGCGCAGUCAACACAUAAGCAGGAGCCGAGUAAUGGACUCCUGACAUAAAUAAACACAGGAAAAAGCUAAAGAUAAGUCAAAAAGGAAAUUCAAUGCACAUUUCGCUUUGACUUAAGAAAUAAUAAUAAUUAAUUAACUAAGAAAUGAAUUUAUAGGCGUAGCAAAGAGCUGAAAAGUGAACUUAGAGUUUGAAAAGUUGGGUGACGUCAUCAUAUAUCCAGUUCUGGUUGUGGCCCGAACUGUAAGUAUUAAGUAGAAUAAUGUUGUUCAGGUCUCUCAUUGUGAGCUGGGCUACCCAUGGUUAGAGUAUUACCUGGGCUUUUAGGGGCUGUUUACAUGGAGAUGGGGCACCCCAGUAGUAGGUGAGGUAACUCGCUUAGGUGGGGUAACCCGCCUGUCGUGAUCACGUUUACAUGAUAGCUGGGGUGACCCGCCAGAUGUCUCCCACCUCCAUUUAAUAUCAAGAAAUUUAAGUGGCAGCUUUUGAAAUUUAGCAACCUCGUCCCCACGGCGCUUUAGCAACUUGUUACCAGGAUUUUUAGCAAUUUUUUAGAACCUUUUUGGCAUUCCAGUGAGCACUUUUUACAGCAUUUUCGAGCGCAAUCGGGACAAGCCAUUUUCAUUUGGCGGCUGUACGGGGUGGCGGGGGAACGAGAAGACCCUGGGGACGAGGUUAGGUAUUUCGUUUCCACGUUCAUUUGAGACAGCGGACAACCCGUGUAAGCCCAUGAUGCAACUAAAACUGAAAGGAAAAAGUAGAAAGUGUUAAAAUUGUGUAACUACAUUUUGUAUAUUCCGUUCAAAAAUUGCCUUUUUUACGUUUUUCUCGACAGCAUGAUGUUCUCGCCCUCUGGAGUCAGUCCUCAGGUAAGUUCUAAGUGUUGUGCUGAUUAAAAAUGAGACAAUCUUAACUGCGAAUUUUGUGACGCUGCGAAGUCUCGAGUCUCGUGCUGGUUUUCAUGGGUUUGUUUUUUGAAAGACAAUAUGUGGAGAUGUAUUCAGAAUUUGUUAUGUUCUCGUGUAUAAUUGUUUGAGUAGCUUGUUUUAUGAAAUCGUUACAACAGAUUAUUAUUUUAUUACAGAACAGCACUGAAGUUCAAUGCGCGUUAUAAGUUGCUCGCGAGGCCAAGGGCGGUCGGCCGGACGGGCCGGUCAUCCUACAACAUUCGGUUUGUUGUGUCUCAAAUUAGACAUUUCAGGGACAAAAAUGUAGCAAACGUAACUUGAGCAAAUCUAUGUUAGCUUUGUGUAGUAAAUGUUCAUAACAUGACUAAAGAGAAUGAGAGCAACUUCAGAAUGCAGGGCCAAAUUGUAAGGAUAAUUUUUCACGGAAGUGGCUCAGGGGCUCGCUAUGUUACUAGUCAUGACGAUUAUUUAAAGUAAUAAUAACAUAAUAAUAAUAACAUUUAUUUAUACCGCGCAAAUUCAACUAUACAGUUUUUAAAUGCACCUUACAAUUAAAGAUCUAAAAAUAUACCGUAACAAAAAAAAAAAAUUACAACAUUAAAUUACAACAUUAUAUCAGAAAAGGCUUUUUUAAAAAGGUAAGUCUUCAAAUUACGUUUAAAAAUUUGAAAAUCGGAGGUGCAUCUAAGAUCUAACGGAAGAUUAUUCCAUAGUUUUAGUGCGGUGGCUACAAAGGCUCGGUCACCAAGAGUAGGGAGAGUCCUAAAGUUAGGAUUUGAAAGCAGAUAUUUGUUAUUUGAUCUGAGGCUGUAGGAAGAAUUAGGUUUAAAAUUAACAAGAGAUGAUAAAUAAUUAGGAGGUGUUCCAUGGAUUGCUUUGUGAGUGAUUAUAAUAAGCUUAAAUUCUAUUCUAAACGUCACAGGCAGCCAGUGUAAUUCGUAUAAUAUUGGUGUGAUGUGGCAAAACUGUGGUGCUAGAUAUAGAACUCUUGCAGCUGCGUUUUGAACACGCUGCAGUUUAGUGAGGGCGCAGUGGGUAGUCCAUAUAAAAGUGAGUUACAAUAGUCCAAUCUGCUUGUGAUGAAAGCGUGCACUAAUUUCUCGGCAGAUUCUAUGCUUAGAUAUUUUCUGACGCAUCUAAUAUUGUGUAGAUGAAAAAAAGCACUCCUACAAGUUUUGGUUAUGUUAAAAUUCAGGUUGAAAUGGCAGUCAAACCAGGCCCCUAAGUUUCUAAGGGGUUCUGUGCUAGGAGAGAUGUUGGAUUCGCCAAUAGUUACAACCCUCAAAGUUAAAAUUUUUGUUCAGUGGCCAUUUGGCGAUCAGCUCUUUGGGUUUAGUCGCCAGGGGAAAUUUUUAGGCGCCAAAUUAUAUUAAUAAAUUAAUAUAUCAGAAUUGUCAUUGACAAAAGCAGUUAGCUAGUUUAACUUAAAAUGCAGCACUGUCUAUAAAUUAUUACUCGUUUAUUGUGCAGGGCAACAGUUACUGAUAGUCUGAGAAUAAGGUUUGCAGAUUCAUCUCCUUGAAUCAGUACUGAAACAGAAUUGUAAAGACAAUUACUAUUUCCAGUUGUCUUUAGGGUCUUCAAUCCUUCUGUAUAAUCCCCAGUUGGUAUAUGAGAGCAGAGCUUAACUCAUCCUCUGUAUGUCCCGGUUGCAACUUGAUAGGCGACCUUUUUUUUUCCGAUAUUUGUUUCGCAUUUCUUUUGCGACUUUUGUUGAUGAUGAACUUGUUUCACCAACUAUCAAAUAUUUUUGGAGAUUUAAAAGGUCGUUUUUAAUAUCGCUAGACAUUGCGAAAGCCUGACAAAGGCGGGAGAGUAUAGGAAGAUCAACAAGUUGUCCAAAUCAAACUGCUUUAUAGAGAUAACCACGCGCACGUGAAAAAAAUGCUUUUCCCAAUCAAUUGAAAGGAACCCAAACAAAAAUGCCGCUUAUGAGAUAAUAAAUUUUCCUUUUCCUUUAUCAUCGCUACAGGUGUUUAAAAAAAACAUUUUUUGCAGCAACCAUAAGCCGUCAGUUUUGCGAUGUUUAGUUUCGCUUACAGUUAUUGCUUUUGUUUACAAACCCGCGAUUCAACUCGCAGCACGGUUCACAUGUUACAGUUAUCACAUAAUGUUCUGUGUUGAAUUUGCACUAGUUUAGCUUUCUCUCUUCAUGCUAGUAGAUUGUUUCAGUAUUAAAAAACCACCGAACUUGGCUAGACAAGCAUUCCUAACAUAUCAAAGAAAUUGUCACUGUCGAUAAGCAAGGCGCUUCGAUUGCGUGCCAUUUGUCAGGUGUCAAAAGUUAAAAUGUCACAUGCAAGGCAAUAGACUGAAGGCGAUUAGGCGAACGAAUGCAAGUCAAGUUUCAUUGUGUUCAUUUUCAAAACGCUUAGCUCUGAGACUUUUUAAAAUUUAGCUUGUUUUUCAACGGAAAAGUAAAAAAGUAAUGGAAUUCAAAUCAGCUAGAAUAAAUGUUCUUUAUAUUUCAGUAGCAGUGAUUACCAUUUCUGUUUCUAUACACGAUAACACGAACCUAUUCGCCAGCUUGGCGACUAUUCUCCAAAUCAAGUCGCCAGUUCCAAAAUUUUAGGCGCCAUGGCGACUAAAAUGGUCGCAACUUGGAGGGUUGAGUUAGAGUGGCGCUUUUAGUUUUCUGUAGCUGCGCCUUCGUCCCAAUGAGCAUAAACUCAGUCUUGGUAUCAUUGACCAUGAGUUUGUCAUUGAUCAUCCAGCUCCGGAUGUCACAGAGGCACGCUUCCAUUGCUGCAAUGGCGGCGUCUUGAUCAGAAUCAUCGUUUGGAUUGAAUGCCAAAUAGAUACCGGUAUCAUCGGCAUAACUGUGCGCCAUUGGCAAGUGCUGGCUAAAGUAUGAGAAAAAUAAACAUAUUACUUUUUAAAGUGCUAGAUAGCAAUUAAGGUAUGUAGGUACAAGUUUGCAGAACAAGUGAAGUUAUAUAUUGAGGUGGCUUAGUGGCUUGUCAGGUUAGGUUAGAGUCCUAUAAAAGAAUGAUAAAAGGUAUUUAUUUUAGUGGCUUGGUGGCUCUUCAGUCGGGAAUGCCGCUCCACCAAGCCAUUUUUACCUCAUUGACAAGUCACUGAGCUACUCAAAAACAUAAUUUUUAAAAAAUAGGCCCUGCAUUCUGUAGUUAUGCCAGAGAAUGGCUUGGUCAAUUUCUUCCAAGCGUGCCUAUUUUCACUCUCCCCACUUCUUCUGGUCAUUUGUCAGACAUUAAUUUUAAAUUUGUUACAGGGCCGUCAACUCUCCCGGAUAAUCCGGGAGACUCCAGAUUUUGAACCGUUUCUCCCGGUGUCCAGAUUAGAGUCUGAAAUCUCUCGGAUAAUUGCCGAAGUUUGCCAUUUCUUGUAGAUUCGACUUUCUGACAACGAAAUUUUAAAUAUUUUGGGUUGUUUGAGCUUAUUUUACUGUUAACAUCAAACGUUUCCCCACAAACUCCGGUAUGCCAUUGAAAUAUAGGCAAUAAUGUGAUAGGAGGGAAGUAAACCUUUUAGGUCAAAUGUUACAAAAAUUCCAACAACAUCAAACUUCAAAUUCCAACAUCUUUUUUACGCGUUUUUUUCACAAAUGACGUAAUGUGCCAUGCAUUAUGACGUCAUCUAUUGUCCCUUCCCCAUCAAUUCUCAAUAUUUGAAGAUGUGGAGGGUUGACAACCCUGUUGUUAAUAAACUCUGGGGAGAAGGAAAAAAAUUCUGAAAGAAGCUAAAAAGGCAAAUCCAUGUCUUAAAAAUGAAUGAAACCAUUAUAAAAUUCACAAGUUAUACUGAACAGCAUCUGUCAGGGCUGUGCUGUAGCAGAGCCUGGUGGCCCCUGGGGCCUAACUUUUCCCCUCUGGUGACUAGAAAAUCUCAGAUUUUUUAUACAAAUCAUAUGCUGGGCACCCGAGAGUUUACAGUUUCAGAGCACUGGGCUCCCUUUAAUUUUCGUUAGAGCACAGCCUUGAUCUGUGCAAUUUAUACUUGGGAAACGAAACCAAACCAAAACUCACUCGAACUCCAUUGAACCCAAUCGGUUGGAUUGUGGUUUAAUUGGUGCGGUAACCGAAUAUAAUCACACUGGAACUUUUCAGUGAGUUUGAUUACCAAAUUCAAUCGAACCAAUCAGAUGAAAUUAACCUGAUUUGAUUGAUUUUGCUGGGCAGAGAGACAAAAUGGUAUAAAAAUCAGUGAGCAUUUAGUCUCGAUUGAAUCAGAAAGAUUUGCCUCUUAGACUUAUAUGUAUGUGAGGCAGCUGUGAAAACAUAACCACUUUUCAACUGACUAAAAUCUUUAUUGUUAAAGUAAUUGAUAAAGUCACAAUUAAUACGGGAAGUACUUAACCCAUUCGCUCUUGAAGAUUUUCCUGACAAAUGCAUUUUGAAGCUAGUCGAGCGGUUCUCUGGUCACUGUUGUGCUAUAAAGAGCUAAAACUUACCAGAAAGCUGUUCACAGGCUGUGUACUUUGCAGCCUUCUGAUCCAGUUGCAAAAUAUUAGCUUGCAAAGUUCGGGCAUGUGCAGAAAGCAAAAUUCUUCCCUCUUUUCUCCCCUCUUUUUUUGCUUUUCUUGCCUCAUUUUUUUCUCUUGCUGGGCAUUUAGUAGACUUCAUUUUGGUGGGAAAAGUUUUUAGGAAAGCUUUUAAGAUCUUAGGAUUAGAUGAAAGGAAAGGUCGGUGGGUAGUGGAACAAGAUUUUCAUGGAAAUUUUCAUGUCAAUGUUACAUGGUUUUUUGCCUUUUCCUCUGGUGUCCGUGACUGAAUUGUGCUCAUUCUGGUAUGGUUUGAAAGAUCACUUAACUCUGCACAAGUUAGGGGACAAAGUCAGGGCUCAAAGUUUAAAUUUGAGUUUUGGAGCACAUGCUACCAGAUGUAAAUUUUUAGGCACACUGCCGAAAUUUUAGGGACACAGCUGAAAAUUUUAGGAGCACCUAAUGUUGAGAACACCUAUUUCAAAGAAAAAGUAAAAAGCUUAACAGUGCCACGUUAAUGUGUCAUCUUCAGUUUGUUACUUUUAUUUUGGCCCUGUGAUUGAUGAAAGACAGCCGAUGUGCUAUGCAGUAAUACUGUUGUGAUUUUUAAUAGCAAUUUCUCUUUUUGACAUGACUGUUGUGACUAAAGAAAACUUACAAAAAACCGUCAGUAUUGGCCAAUGCACAGGCAACAGUUCAUGUUGCAAAUAAAGCUGGUGGCCGCUGCCAUCGUCAGUUACUGUCUCCCCUUUUCUUCUCAACAAUAAACUUUUCGUCAACACCAACAGUGAAAUAGCAGUUUUUGUAGUCUUUAGAAUUGUUAGUUUCACACUGGCUUUCACAUUUUUGCUCUCUCUGUCAUCUUGCCUGUGUACUCGUGUUUGAAAUUGAAGCUAACACAUAACUUAUUCUUUAACUGCAAUGCCUUGUUUGAAACAAUAUGAGACUUGUUUUGUGUACAAUAAUUUUGUUAACACUUUGGUUUUCCACCGUUUGAUUACCCCUAUGUUCAAUUGUGUUCAAUUGGCAAAAGUUUUGGUUGAGUUCAAUUACCGAACAUAAUUGAAGCCAAUCAUAUCAUUGGAGUUUGAUUGGGUUUGAUUACUGAAUGUUCAAUUGACUAUGCUGGGUUAAUAUGAAUCAAAUAGAAUAAAGAACAGGACAGUGACCUGUUAGUUAUCUCAGUAUUUCAGAUGGGCAAGACAUUCAUCUUCAGGCCAUUUAUCUAACUUAACCCCAAUAUGAGAGGUUCACUAAUUUAAGCUGACUUUACUAAGUCUGUUAUCACUUAUUUCUUUUUCAGGCUGGGGGAUUCCUACCUCAAGUUUCAACUGUCUUAAACCGUUUUAAAAAGACAUCUCUUGGAAGAUAUAUAUAUUAUUCACAGACAAACAAACAAAAAGUUAAAAAACCUUUGUCAAAAACGGAAAAAAGCCUUGUUACAGAGUCUGUUCCAGAGAGAACCUGUGAAGUGAGUGCAUGUCAUUUGUGUGCAUUUUGUAUGUGCUGUUAUGAACAGUAAGCAUCUUCCUUUGGUCCCCCUGUUUUGUUGCUUGUCGCUGUUACUAAUACUCUGAGCAUGACCCCAACUUACAUAAGAAAGAACUAAAAUAACUUCCUAGGUUUUUAAUUCCCUGCCUUUGCUGCAUACAUUGCCCCACUAACUAGAAUCGUUUGUGACAACCUUGGUUGCUUGACUGAGUUUGUCUGAAGGAAAAAAGGGAGUAGAGAUGCCGAAUGUACUGGAAAACUUAGAGCUUCAACAUUGUUCAAAGUCUAAAAUUAUAUAAUAGUCUAUUAUAUGUGCAUAUUUGUAGGAUCCUUAUAUUGCAUUUCUUGAAGAAUUUGGCUUGUCAUCAGUUCCUGCUGAGAUACUUACAGAGGUCACCAAUCCACUGCCUGUUUGCUGCUGCAAUAAACCUGACAAUACCCAGUGGAAAGUGUCUCACAUCUCCUCUGAAUCAUUUUUCAAAAACAAGCAUGGUUAGUCACAAAACCAUCAUCCAAUGUUCACCUCAGAUAAGUUACAAGCCCUUGUCAUUGACAAACUUAAGUUUACUUAUUAUUAUUUGUUUGAUUAGAGGAUUGAUCUUUUUUCAAGGCUAGUCAUAAUUAGGCUCAAGUUUGAUAAAAUGUGAAUUUGAACAGCAAGUGUCCAAAAAUGCGAUUAGUUCAGCUUUUUAAAGUUUACUGUUUUCUAAAGUCAUGGUUCAAAUUUUUUUGGUGAAACUUAUCUACGAGUAUGGCUUAUUCAUGUACAUCAUUUUGUUAUUCUGUGGCUUAUAUAACUAAAAAUUAGUUCAAUGCUCUUGUUAUUGUGAAUUGACUAAUAUAUUCUUCUUUUUGAAUAUUAAUUACAUUUACCUUUACUGAAUGUUUUUUUAAUAGGGUUUUCAAGUUUUAAUUUAUCAAGCCCAACUCGUGCAAGGAUCAAAUCAUCUAUUUUCAUGUCUUUUACCAAACUUCCAUGGUUACACACAUCGUGUAAGUAUUACAAGUUUGUGUCAAAUAUGUUUAUUGUAAAUUCAAUACAGCAACAAGUAACAGCUUUCCGUCAAGAAGUUAUUGUUGAUGCAGGUUAGAUGUACUGUAAGAUGCUAUGUCAGAUUGUAAGACAAAGUGUGAUAUGUUCAUGAAGUUAUACCACUGACUCUUCAGGUAUUCAAAAUUGAUUCCAUGGGCAGACACCAACACUUGUUCUUUAUUUAGUUUCAUUAGGAGGUAGAAAAUAGCUAAAUAUGGAUAGCUUCAAGGUGCAAUGUCUAACGGUACUUACUACUGGUAUUACAGUAAUCAGAACUAUAGCCACCUGCAUCUAGACCAGUCCAGUAUAAAUCAAGAGAAUUCACUAUUUAUCAAGACUUUCCAGCCUGAUUUUUCAGCUUUUAAAAAGUAUGCUUGGCAGUAAAGAUGUUUAAGCAAAAUUUCAGAGAAAAGCUUGUUUCAAGUGACCAAUCCAGUCAAGGUUUAUCUACUAUUAGAAAGUAUCGACACUAAGAAAUCAUUUGGCUAUGAUAAGGUACACCCACUUUUAUUAUCCUCUGCUGCACUUGAAAUAUUUCGACCGCUGACACAUAUCAUAAAUUUAUCACUUAAACAUGGCAUAUUCCCUGAUAACUUGAAAAUUGCCAAAGUUAUACCAAUCUUUAAACAAGGCUCUCGUUUCUCAUGCAAUAACUAUUGCCCCAUAUCAGUUCUUUCAGCAUUAGGUAACAUUUUUGAGAGAUGCAUUCUUAACCAAUUAUCAUUUUAUCUCACCUAUGAAGAUAUUUUGGUACCAAAUCAAUACGUAGCUUUAGAAUAAAUUUAAGAAAAUUCUGUCCAACAGUCAUAGGAUGCUAUUAUUGGAAUGAUAUUCCUUUAUCUAUACGUGAAAAAACAACUAAAAAAUUGUUUAAAAGAGCACUUUUCAACUAUUAUCUUGCUCAGUAUUAAUCAUCGCCACACCGACUCUCAAAUGUUACAUUUUUUUUAUGUGUGUGUGUAUGUGCUUUUCUUUUUUCCUCUCUUUUGAAUAUUUUUCAUAUAUUUUUCACAUUUUAUAGGGUUUAUACUUUUCUCUUUUUUUCUCUUUUAACCUAAAUAUUUAGGUCCUAUUUAAUCAAAGGGCAAGUAAUUAGUUUAACUAUAUCUUGCCCUCUCCAUUUAUUCUUGUAACCUGAUAUUUAAUUCUACAAAUGGCAUCUUUAGUUCUUCAAUCUCAUAAUACAAUAUAAAUGGCUUGUAAAAUAAAUAAAUGGAGGAAAAAAAUAAACAAAUAAAUAAACAAAUCCAGUCAACCAGUUCUGACUUUGGGUAGCAAAGUAGAGUCCUGUACUGUAUAUUAUUAUGACAGUGUGAAUCAGUUCAAAACUAACUGUGAGUGAAAUUAUUCUUCAUUUAGUUCUUUAAACACCUUGUUUCCAACUUUUUUCUCUAUCAGUUCAAAUUGAGAGAAGAGGGUAUCAUUCUGUUUCUGUAAAACGAAUACAGCAACUGGAAGAGAAAGCAAAUGCUCAGGAACACAAUCCCAGAGCACAAGCUGAAUAUCUAAAGGUCAGUAAAAAUAGUAACUUUUGAGAAUUCAUGUUUGUAGCUACUUGACAUCUACUUGUUGUUUCCAGUCAUUGAUUAUUUCUUUUCCAUAGUUUAGUCUUCUUUCUUCAUACAGUUUGAAAUUAUCAUGGUAUGAUGUAAAAAAUACUAUUAACAUUCAGUGCUUUUUGAGUUACGCAUUGUGCCCUUAGGGGAAAAACAAAAAUUCCAAAAUGUUGGAAAAUGCCUAUUACUUUUCAUUAUGCAGGAUUUAAGUUUUUAUCACUGUUUAUAAACUGUAGGCUUUAGUCACUGAGGACCCAAAUUAUGUGAUAAAGCGAUAUGAAAGUGGAAGAUACGCAGUUGAUGAUUCUGUUACAAAAGAAUAUGUAAAGGUAGGUAAAUAGUGUAAGGAUUACUUGUUGUAAACAAUAGAAUGAUAAUUAAGAAAUCUGUUUUUUCUCUUUUAAUGAAUUUGUGAAGGCUUCUGUGUUGUGUCAAACUCAGCAGUACAAAUAGUUUUCUCAAAGCUUCUCUGGGGAGAGAUUCAGUAAAGAUAUAUAUUUUGACUGUUGUAACAAUAGGUUACAGUAAUACCUGGGGUUUUCCGUAUUGUAAGAGCUUUUUGUGAAUCACUUCCCUUGUCUUUCCUCGCAUUGCUUGUCUCAUUAUUACAGUCGAACCUCUCUCUACAACAGCCAGUUUUUUUGGCGGACAGUCCAUACAUUGACUCAUGUUUAAACCUCUCUACAACAGCCAAUUUCUACUGUCCCAAGGUGGCCAUUGAGGAAAGGUUCAACUGUAUUUGUUAAAAAGUUCAUCAAGAAUCUUGAUACAUCCAUGCAGAGUAUCAUUUUCAACAUGUGAUUCUAAACAUCAAAGGUUUGCACUGGACUCUUUUAAUGGCAGACCUACUGGCCACAGGUGUAGAAUUCUGGAUUAGUGCAGUAGUCUUGGUAUAUUACGGCCACUUAUUUUUUCCAUGUUACUUUCUUUGAAAGAAAAUAGCAGAGUCGCCAAUGUGAAGAACAGGUUCUUAAAUGGGGUUACCCAGAAUCUUUGCUUGGGUUUUCUUGCCUUGAGGCAAACCAGGUUGAAAACAUGACUGUAUUUACUCAAAUUAGCACCACCCUUGAAUAGGGGCCACAGUUGGUACAAAAAAGUAAUAAGUGCCACCAAGAGCCAUAGCUCUUGGUACCACAGACCCAUAAAAAUCAAAAUCAAAAGACACUAAUUCUUUUAGUUUAAUGAGCCAAAUAACAAUAUCCAUAGUUAAACAAUAAAUUCUUUGUCGCAUCCAACUUUCAAAUAAAUGCCACCCGCAAAUUAAGUUCCGGAUUUGAGGUGUGAAAAAAUGUAAUAAGUGCCGCGGCAUUUAUUUGAGUAAAUACGUUAUGCUAUUAUUAAAGACCAACCAAUUUUUGAAUAUUAUGUUCUUUCAAAAUAAAGGUUUGAAAGGACACACGUCCUUUCAAGUAAGAAAAAUUAUUUCCAGUACUGUUCUGUGUUAGCACUGCAGUGCUCUACCAACUGAGCUAUGAAGAACUAUUAAUUUUUCCUAAGCUUCAAGCCUCAUUGUAUCUGUCGCCGUAAUUUUUGUCAUCUCAGGGCUUGAAAAAAAGUCCUGUAUGGUCAUCCGUAACAAGCAGAUUUUCUUCCGGGGCCAGUAGCUUUUAAAUUCACUUGCCCCAUUGGGCAAGGGUCUAAGCAAGUCAUCUUUUAACUAAAUCAUGAAGUAAGAUGAACAAGAAGGGGCUCUGGGCAAGCAAAAUGUGGGAGCUGCUUGCCCGAAGGAGGAGCUGGAAUUCAAGGUUUUUUCGAGCCCUGAAUUCUUUGAAAAAUUGUAAUUGAGUAGGCCUUAUUAACAUAAACUAUAUAGUUUCCUUUAGGCCUCCUCGCUAUUGCCUUCUACAUUUUUGUAUCUUUUUUAUAAUCAAUUAAUUUAUCUGUGUGUCAUAUAAAAUACAAAUACAAAUAGAUUGUGCAACUCCUGCUAUUGAUGAACUAAAUCAAGUUCAACUUUCUGUCUUCUUAAUUGUAAAUGAUGAUGUAAAUAAUUUAUUGUUCAUUGAUAAAUAAUCAGAAAAACUUGUAAUGAACGCUUUCACUGCUUGACUGAGCUAUCGUGAGAUGAUUUGCCACAUUCCAGCUUUUGCAUCUGUGGACAAAAUCCUAAAACUAAGGUGAAACCAGAACUUUUGCAUCAUACUUGUUAUUUCUCAGAUUUUUUCAAAACUGAGAUAUUUGAAUUUUGGCACUCAGGAAUUUGUUGCUCUGUCUGUUAGGAGUGAAAGGGUUAAUUUAGAGUCUUAAUGCAUGAAACAGUUUCUAAAAGGGGUGGUGAAAGGUUUAUUGUGCUGAGGAAAAUCAAAACUUCGUUGAAGCAGAAAUAGCUUCUUACUUUUUACAGCCUUUCUACAUGUAUGUCGUUUCUUGACACAUUAAAUUGUUCAUGUUUGUUUUUUUGUUGAUUUUGCAGGCACUUAUCUUAACUGACAAGCUUGCAGUUCCUUCAUCAGUUUCAGAUUUAAACCGGGUAAGAAUCUAUUGACCUCUACUAAGAUUGUAGGAAUUGUGCCAUUAUUGAAUUUUUGUUAUAGCGGUUAUCACGUGACCAUACACCGACCGACCGCCCGCCCGAGCGACCAUCCAUCCGCACCACAGGCAUACCAAUGUAAAAUAACUCAAUCAACAGGUAUGGCAACCCAAAUGCAACUCGAGGUUAUUUUGGCAGGAAGUCGAUAGCCACCAACAAAUAAAGAGUUAAUAAAGACGAAAACGGAAAGCGGUAAUUGUUUCUUUAUCCGUAUUGUCUAAAGUAUUUAGUUUAGACUAAUAAUUAAUUUGUUGUCAUGUCCACAAAUUUGGAAUAUAGAGCAGGAGAAAGACAGAGAAAAAGAGAAAGUUGGCAGCAGGCCAGCAAAGUUCAAUGAGAAAAAAGGCAACAGAGGUCUAGUGUGAGAGAUAAAAAACAAAGGAGACAUUUUUUUGUUGGAAGAACAACAUGAAAAUUUUGUAGCGACGGUGACAAAAUGGGAAAUGGGCAAUUCCAGAAAAUAUCCAUACCCAACAACAGACGGCUUCCAUGUUUUAACCCCCCCCCCCUUGCCUUCGGAAAUUCCAAAAUGUCUCGGAAUUCCAUAAUCGUGAACCCCCCCUCCCCUUCAGAAUUUCAUGGUUUUUUUGGAAGUACAUUUUCGACUUAGCAACGCCUAUAUGAACAAACGAACAUGAAUUUAUGCCUCCUCAAGGCUGUGAUCUAGCAGCGCCUGGCGACAAGCUUUACUCUUCAGCGACAAGAAAAACCUACCGCUACUGGCCAGGCUGUGCAAACUCCUUUUUAAGUCCUAAUUUGGCUAUAAAAAUAAACAUCACUUACGGUAAUUUUACUCCUCUUUGUUUUCUUGUGCUGUUUUGACGUUUACAAAGCAAAAUAGCUCAAAUUCAGACUGUUAAAAUCUUUUGGCGGUCAAAUAUACCGUCGAGUCUUGUUGCGUCCUUUUAUACGUCAUGUAGUGUACAUACAUACAUACAUACAUAAACUUUAUUUAUCCUCGGAUUUUAGUGUAGCUUACAUAGCUAGUAUCUAGCUAGUAUCUCCGAUCCUAACUAAUUUUAAAAGUGUACACGAAAAGUGUUCUAAUCUGACAGGCGUUCCUUGGAAGCGAGGGACUGGUGCGAGUUUUUUACUGUUCAGCGGACGGGAGUAACAAGAAAUUUGCAAGCGAUACAUUUUCGGUUUUUAUUCAUGUGACAAGAAAUUCAUCAAGGUAAAUGUGAAACCCACGUUUUACUGUUCACUUCUAUAAGUUAUGAGCGUAAACACGUAUCUGAUCUAUCGGUGCUUGUCUUCUGCUUCCACGGUCAUACCUUCGUGGUUUAUUUACGAACUACAAAAGUCCACAACAAUAGCGUUUUCAAGGAACUCACUCUACACUUUCUACUCCAGAAAUCCCACCUGUGGAAUUCCCCCAUGCCUUCGGAUUUUCAAUCGUAAAUACCCCCCAUGCCCUCAGAAUUCCAUAAUCGUGAACCCCCCCUCCCCUUCAAAAAUCCUAAAAGCUGUCCGUGGUAUAGUAUGGAUAUUUUCUGGAAUCGCCCAAUGCCAGUGGCCACCAAUGCAAGGUGAAAAUAAGCGGCAGUGAAAAAAAAGUGAACGAGAACACAUAUGACAUUUUCUCCAUAAAACGUGUAAGUAACUAGGAAGUUUCUGGAAGUUUCAUGUUGUAGUCGUGCAAAACAAGGGCAAAGUGUGCUGCAUGUGCAUAGUUGCCUUUUUUGCUAAUUAGACCUAUUGUUGUUUUUCACCCUUCUCCGACGUUGCCUUUGCCGCUUAGCAUUACAUGAUUUUAUAUUUUUUUUAACAAACUAUAAAUAUUAUCGAGAGCUUCGCUUUUAGCCCUGGCUAAAUCGAUAUAUUAAUAGUAUGUAUAAUAUUUUUUUUGUACUACUGUCUUUAGAUGGGUUCCAGUGAAUAUGUCAACCCAUCUAUGAGAACAGCAACAGGGACAACAUCUGGCAUUCCAAAUGGAACUGAAGACAAUCCUACAUAUGUUAUUAUGCAAAACCAAAAAGGUAUGAGGCUAUAUUAUGAAAAAUAUUGCCAAAUUCAGCAUGUUCUGCCUAUUUUCAUGUAGUUAAGUCCAAACCUCGCUAUCUCUUGCAACCGUCACUUACAUUAUGUUACUUUUACUCUGUCAUGUUCUUGGACAAACAGCUAGAGACAGGACAACUGCACACAAGAUGGCAGAUCCACUCACAAACUGUUAAUUAAGAAGCACAUGGGUUUUAUAGCAACUGCAUACAUAAUGCAGGCUCAUUAUAACUCACUAUACACCUCCCCACAGAAAGACAAAUGUUGAAACGCUCUAAGUGAUUAAAAAAAAGCUCAAGAAAAAAACAAAAUUAGAAGCACUGUUCAAAGUCAUUAAAGGGGCUGUGUCACGGCAGUCCACUUCAUUCUGUUUAAUUUUGCGAAUUGCUUGCCCUCAAUCGCUAUGGAACUUAAAGUAAGCAAAUUUAAAUGACAAAAUCAGAGAUCCUAGACAUACAAAUAUGUCUCCUGAGCAUUAUUUUUGAAGUUGCAAGCAGCAGCGAUCAACUUUGAAAAACUGUUAGGCUGACCAGUUUUCAACGAUCCUAAUUUCAGUCUGUGCCAAUCUUCUUCAGUUUUCCCAUCCGUGGCAUCUGUUGUUUCUGUUAUGUUAUUUUAACAUUCCUUUAAAGUUUUAAGUAGUUAUUUUUAUGUUUCUCACACACACAUUUUGUAAUUUCCUAAUUUGGCUGAAUUUCGUCACACAGCUCCUUUAAGGUGAGACUUGAUGGUGUUAGUCCAUUUCUUCAAUCAGUCUCUGUGGUUGUUAAGCAGCAUGCUUGGACUUACACGGAACAAGGGUGGGAGGACAGGGUGCAAAGAAAGUCAUUUUUACAGCUUGCCAUUCGGGCAAGCUGAAGCUAGCAUUUACUAGCCCAAACGUCAUUUCAACUAACCCCGAAAAUUUUUUGAUGAGCAGAAUAAUUCUGCUCAUCAAAAAAUUUUCACAGUUCUUCUGUAAGUUAACCUGUGUACAGACAUCCCCCCUCCCAAGAAAAAAAAAUUGGGAGAAGAGACGUCUGUGAAUCGCCAAUGAUAAUCAUGUUCCCGUUUCCCUCGGAAUGUUGGGGACAGCCUCUGAUUGGUUCUAAUGUUAAUGCCAUGAUGCAAAUAAUUUCCAGUGUUGUGAUUGGUGAAUGAAUCUCAGUAAACAGUGCUUCCGAGAUCAAAAAUGCUGUGAAACCAAAAACCACAGGAAAUCGAUGUACAGUAACAGACAUACUUAAUGAGCUAAAAAAAAUUUUAAAAAAAACUUCAAAAGCAUGAAAUACUCGUUUUAAAUGACAUUUUAGCUAGAUAUUCUAGUUAGAGCCUAGCUUAGCAAUAAAUGUUGAGAACAUGCGAGAGAAUAACUGCGUAUAUGCUCUAAAAGAGUCCCCAGUCGUGUUGGUCUGUCAACACUUUUUCAACUGUCAGAUGAAACAACAACAAAAAAUAAUUUAUGCAAAUGUAUACCGGAACACGGUUAACAACGGCGAUUCACAAACGUCUCUUCUCCCGAUUUUUUCUGAGGUAGGGGGACGUCUGUACACAGGCUACUGUAAGUUCAAUUUCUCAAAAUACUUCACUUGCCCAUCAGGCAAGUUGAAAACAUGCAGAAUUCACUAGCACGAUAGCAAAAUCCACUAGCCCUGGGCUAUCGGACACUACUUUCUUUGUACGCUGGAGGAGUAGCUGUGCUUGGUGACUUCACUAACUCUGAUGCUUCAUGAAUUAGAAAUAAGACAACUGCACACAAGAUGGCAGUGGAUCUUAAGAAGUACAUAGAUUUUACAGUAACCACAUACAUACUGCAGGCUCGCAGUAUGAAUUAUUGACAAAUGUAAACAUAAACUCAUUAAUAAAUUUUGAUCAAAUUCAUUAAAUUUUCUCUUGUCGUUUAAGGUGCAUUUUUCAAGGAACAACUUUGGAACACAUUCAGGUUUCUGAUUGCAUUAUUUCUUAUCCUGUCUUUGAUUGAGGCUCAGCUACAGAUGAAGAGUAAGUGAAAGUAUAAUAAUGUAAAUAAAAAUUUUACAGAUUCCAUCAUGGUAUUACUAUUUUGAUCUGAUUGAGUAACCUGUUUGACAUGGUUUGGCCAUUCAGUGCUUGCUGCUCUUGUCUCAUCGAUAUUCACCCUUGCAGUAUUGAAAGGUCUAGACUACAGUGAAAGUGAAUGUCAAUUCUUUAAAUCUAAGACAUUGCAUGGAGCUUCCAUGUUCCCCUUUGGAAGAUGUUUUGGCUAUUAAUUACUGCCUGGGUCGGGUAAGGAAAAACCAAUAUUAUUAUGCUAUUCUUAAUUGCAGUGAAUUUGAUUUAACUUGCAGUGAGCUCAAAUCAAAAGGACAUCCAGCCUGAUAGCGUGGACAGGAACACUCGCUUCACAGAUGUGCAAGGGGUGAGUAUAUUGAAAUCAAGCUUAUACCAAAACAAAUUAACAAAAAAUGGAAAGUUUUAAUACAUGUUGUUCCAGUAUUGAAAAGUUUCAUCCCUUCUGUUUCCAGUGUUUUAACAUUUAGUAGUUACACUUAACCCUGCAUCUUAAUAAGAGAAGGGACAUGCUUAUUAUUCUUACUUGUUUUUAAUAAUCAAGGUGGAAGAGGCAAAACAGGAAUUAAAAGAUGUAGUUGAAUUUCUUAGAAACCCAGAAAGAUUUAAACGCCUUGGAGGAAAAAUGCCAACAGGUAAGUAUAAAAGUUCCAUGUACAGUGUGUCACUCCUGUUCCAUUAAUCACUUUUUUUCCAAUACAUUAUUUCCCGGCGUAGUCAAUCGAACUUUCGGUAAUCGAACCCAAUCAAACUCCAAUCGUUUGAUUGACUUUCAUUGGGUUCCGUAAUCGAACAUAAUGUCAACAUCAGCAGUGAAAAGCAGAUGCUUUAUCAGCUGUUGCCUUUUGUAUUCGUUAUUGUUAAGAAUUUUGAAUUCUUAAUCUCAUUUCCAGACCCUUCGUAAUUUUUUGUAUAUAUAGUCUCGUCAUUAUCUUCAACGGUCACUUUAGAUCACUUUUGAAAAUGUAUGUUGAAUAGCACACGAAACGUCAAGGUUAUAAAAAUGCGAAAGCUCACCUUGUUUAUCACCGCUGUUUGUGUUUUAUUUUUUAUAAUCAAACUCCCCCAAAACGUUUGCCAAUCAAACACAAUCGAACGUUCGGAAAUCAAACUCUUUAAUAGCAAUCAAACAUAAUGGAACUUUGGAAAUGGAAGCUUCAACAACUGUACACAAAACAAGUUUCAUCUCUUUUUAAACAAGGCGCGCAGUUAACAAAUAAGUUAACUGACGAUAAUGGUGGUCGUCAGCUUGGACUUUGCAACACGAACUGAUACCUGUGCGUUGGCUCUUCAGGGGCCUAGCUAGCCCAUAGACCUGUAGACCUGGGCCUACAAAUUAUUGGUUUGAUCACUCUACCGCUUGUAAUAAAUUAUCCAUUGUUGUGGUGAGCUAAAAAGCUUAAGAGCUCAAAGUGUUGGUGAGGGCAGUGCAUACUAGUCAUGCGUGCAGUUUUCAAGAUAUGUGGAAAUGAAAGUCAGCCAGACCUACAGCUCGUCAGAGUUGAAGAUUACGUCUUACAGUAAGCCCACUUCCAGUAUUAACUGUGAAUUUAUUGAUUACUGUAGUAAUAAAGAUUUUAGGCAAUUUAAAUGUCCUUAUGUUUUCAUACCUGUCGAGGGGGAAAUCUUUCUGAUUCAAUUGAAACUAAAAUGCUCGCUGAUUUUUACACCAUUUUGUCUUUCUGCAGAGCAAAAUCGAACAAAUUGCGUCGAUUUCGUUUGAUUGGUUAUCGAACUCACCGAAAAGUACCAGUUCGGCUAUGUUUGAUCACCGAAAAAAUCGAACAACAAUCCGACCAAUUUAGUUUGAUUGAGUUCGACUGAUUUUUGGUUUGCCGAUUUUUUUUUCCCGUUCCUCGCUUUUUGCGCUUUCCCUACUGCGGAGCCUGGUCCCAGGCUAGCUUAUUUAGAUGUACCGUACCGUGGCAAAAGCAGAAAGUAUAAUCAUUGUGAUUUGCACUACUGAAACUUAUAUCAAAUGACGACUUUAGGAUGUGCUUUAGUGUAACGCUUUAGAAAGGUAAUGUAUGGCUCUCUUUUAGGUGUACUUUUGACUGGCUCACCAGGGACAGGAAAGACUUUGCUAGCUAAGGCUGUUGCUGGAGAGGCUGGGGUGCCAUUUUUCUUUUGUUCCGGUUCAGAGUUUGAUGAAAUGUUUGUAGGUGUUGGUGCUGCGCGAGUCAGAAAUCUGUUUUGUAAGUAUAAUAGUUCUUCUUUGUUUUGGUGAGCCCUGCUUAUCCUUACCUUAUUUCUUUUCUUUAAUAUAUAAAUAAUAAUGUGUACAUUUGUUUUGGUUUUCAGCUGCUGCUCGAGAGCAUGCUCCUUGUAUAGUGUUCAUUGAUGAGCUGGAUGCUAUUGGCGGCACUAGAAUUGUACAUGAUCAUCAGCCAUACUCAAGAAUGACCCUUAAUCAAUUGUUGGUUGAGUUGGAUGGGUGAGUCAUCCCAAAGAUCAUAUAGUGAUUUUACAAAGUUUAUUACUUGUAUAUAAGAUUUUAAACCGUUUGCUUAUAAGUUGUAUAUGUUGCGAAACUUGCACAAUACUAUGCAGAAGCAUUGAUUAACUCUGAAUUAAACUUACCUUUUUAGGUUUGACAAGACAGAAGGCAUUGUGGUAAUUGGUGCCACAAACUUCCCUGAAGUCUUAGACAAGUAUGUUUUUUCUGCUCAGAUUAUUACUUAAAAACAGGGUCCAGUUUUCAUUUAUAUAAACAAUAGAUGAUAUUGUUUAUUUUGUUUGGAGAAGGUAGACAGUUCUCAGAAGGUCAUUGCGUUCAUUGCUCUUGGAACCUCUUGCUAAAAUUACUGACAAAGGACUGAUUUUGGCAUCCUGUAACAAUGUUACACAUAAACAAUAAUUAUUGACAUUGUAAUUAAUUAUUAAGUCACUACACUCUGGAUUUUUUCUAAAAGCAAAGAAUAACAAUUUAUCGUUUUGGUAAGUUUAGUUCCAGUGGGAUAGGUAAUUUUUCUUCAAGUGGUUAUCCACCCUGUGAGCAGAGGUUUCUCUCUUGCAUGGUGUUUAGCAGUUACUAAGUCAUUCCCAUCACUUAACACAAACCAACAAUGCGACUGACAAGCGACGCGAACGACUUACUAAACACUGAAAGCCAGGCAAGAGAGAAGCCUCUGCUUGCAGAGUAGUGGUUAUCCAAUUUUGUCCGUCCUAAUUAGUCUUGUAUUGUACGCUCUCUGGUGUUAUGUGUAUAAAUAAACUUCUUACUUAGUUAUAAUUUCGUGUCUAAUACACUUUAAAAACAGCCUAUAAUCGGCACUUUUUUUGCGUUGCAUUUUAUUUUACUGUUCUGUCACGAAAACCGUAUGAUAUACAUUAUUAGUCAACGUGGAUGUCAGGGGUUAGGAUUAUCCUAUUUGGGUUCAAGACUUUUAUCUGUUCCUAACCAUUGACAUCAUAUCCUUUACAUAGAGCACUCGUUAGACCUGGUAGAUUUGACACCAAGAUUAAUGUUCCAAUGCCUGAUGUCAAAGGUCGGCAUGAUAUCCUGAAAUUGCACCUCAAGAAUGUCCAGGUUUCAGAAGGUGAGAGUUUUAAUCUCUUCCUCAAUGUAAUAAAAUUCUGGCAAUACAGUAAAUGCUCGAAUUAGCGCCCAGCGCCCCUACUAAGGCUUAAAACUUGGAAUAACCCCCCCGCUUCAAAUAAGCGUCCCCCCCCUCCCCCGAUAAAAAACAAGGUUCAGUAUUCGGUACGAUAUACGAGACCUAUACGGUAGUUUUAAUGAAUGUGACAUUCGUAAUGGUACAAAAUUAAUGUUCUUUUUAGUCGUACGGGUUUGCUUCUCAUUUCCUCGAUAGAAAUAUCCAUGUGGGCACAUAGGUGCUUCACUUUAUCAAGUUCCUCAUAAAACUUUGCUCCCAAUCGCUUGCUUCUUGUUGUUAUUUGUUACAGUUUGGGUUAACUAGAAAUAAAGAUAGUGUCAUUUUGAGGCCAAAAAUUGAUAAACGAAAUAAGCGCCCCCUUGGAAUUAGUGCCCCCCUCUCGCCUUAAAAAAUUGAAUAAGCGCCCCGGGCGCUAAUUCGAGCAUUUACGGUAAUUUCAUAUUUCAUUAUUUAGGGAUGUAUCAAACAAAAGGUUUCUGUUGAUAGAUAUUGUUAAAAACCAGAAGAUGUUUGCCAAACAUCACUUUUUUCAGGAACAAAUCGCACUUAAAACUAUUCAAAUGCUGUUGUGAGCAUUCUGUUGUGUUUGUUACUGUUUUCGAAGAGGUACUGUGUUAAAGGGGCACUGUCAUCGGAACAAAUUCCUUUUGUGUCACUAAUCAUUCUUGUCUUUUAAAGAGUUACAGUAGAUCAAUUUCAAAAGAAUAUGCAGAAGGAAAACUUUUGCCAGUGAUUCUUUUCAGUACUCUUAAUCAUUGAAAGAACUUGAAAUAGGUAACCUAAUUUUUGUUGCAGACUAUUUUGUCAUUGCUCCUCUUAGCCAAAGAAUAAUUUAGAUAAUUGUAGUGCAUAUAUUAACUUAAAGCACUUCUUAUUAAAGACAAUAGAGCCUUUUUUGGGGAUUUCAUUGUUACAAACAGAACGUUUGUCUAAUUAUAUGACAGUUUCCCUCAAAGAAAGUUAUUUACAGGGGACAUUUUGAAAUUCGGUGAAAAGACCACCCUUGAAAAUGUUACUGACGCCUCGUGAGCAGUUAAAUAAAUUGUCUUGCGUUGGUUUUACUGCAGAUGUUAACAUUGAAGUGCUCGCCCGAGGUACAGCUGGCUUCUCAGGUAAGAAAUAUGUUGUCUGUGUUAGCACAGUACACAGCUCUGUUUCUGUGCGCCCGUGGGGAGGAGUGACACUUUUGGAAAGUUUACAUUGGACUGAGCUGUUAAUACCCUGAUACUAGGCCAAGUAAGGGAUUAAACCCCCCUCUUCGCCCCAACCCCUCCCCCACCCCGCUGGGCCAUGCAUGAACCAACUGGGUAACUUUUUUCAGGUACUGACAAAAGUGUAAACAAAACCAUGGGUAGAGUCAGUCUAUUGAGGGACAAUAUGUAUUCACCUUUUAAACUACUGGCCCCGGUCCGAUUAGCGGUUAAUCCACGAUUAAAUUUCUUAUUCCCCAGACAACUAAUUGUGAAUUAAAAAGGAGUUCCUGAAAGCAAAAUUAUCCCACGGUUAGCUAAUCCGAGAUUAGUGCUAAAAUAAACCUGUUCAACUAGUUUUCGAAGGCCUGCUUUUGAAAAUAUGGCGUGAAGUGUAAAUAAUUCGUAGAAAACUGCCGCGAGCAAAAAACGCAACGCUACGAGAACUUGUUAUGUUGGUGACAGCGCAUGGUUCCUCCUCGUCUGUCUCUGGAGAUCAUCGUUGAGGAUUUCUCCCUGAUAUUUUAUUGUCUUUCGGCUAAACCGAAAUCUGCUGCUAAGUUCUUCGUCAGUGAAUUUAAUAGCGAUGUUCAAUCCCGCAUUAGCACUUAUCAGCUUUCCAGGAACCGGGCCUGGAGUCCAACACUUUGUUUGAGAGGUCAGGUUCUCCAAUCCUGAAUUAUCUUGAAAUGUGAUUUUACCUUAUCCUGUUUCUAGGUGCUGACCUUGCUAAUUUAGUAAAUGCAGCAGCAAUUUACGCUGCCACAGAAGGAGACCAGAGUGUCACUACUAGACAUUUGGAAUUUGCAAGAGAUAAGAUUCUUAUGGGUGAGUAUUUUAGUUUCUUCUGGUUGUAUAAAACGUUGUAUAAUAUUGUUUUAAAAUUAACCUGUUUGUCAUAGGUCGAUUAAGAUUCUUUAAUUGAUUGCACCUCUAAAUCACAAACACCCUAUUCUCGAUUUUCACUUUUUAAGAAACUAAAAUGCGGUUCAGUUCCCUUGUCUGAAAUAAUUCAAUAGAUUAAUUUCUGACCUAAAAUUUUUACCUCUUUCCCUUGUAUGUGGCUAAAGUUAUUUAUAUGAAUCAAUGAAUACUAAAAUAUCUGGUGUCUUGUCUCCUUUAACCUUCAUUACUGUUUGCUUGUUAAAGGUCCUGAACGUAAGAGUGCAGUUAUUGAAGCUAAGAACAGAGAAUUGGUAGCCUACCAUGAAGGAGGACAUGCACUGGUUGCCUUGUAUACCCCAGGAGCCUUGCCAAUUCACAAAGCAACCAUUGUACCUCGUGGAUCAGCCUUAGGGAUGGUAUGUACUCCCAGAACAGUAACAUGCUAAUAAUUUCAUCUGUCUGGUAGCCACCAUGUCUCACAUCUGUCCCACGCAGCAAGUGAUUUCACAUUCACUGAUAUCUGUGCAUGAAAUUCUGCACUACUGAAACCAAACUGUGAAACUCUCUGAAUAUAAACGAAUUUUCUUUUAAAGGUUGCCCAGUUGCCAGAAAAAGACGAACUUAACUGGUCAAAAUCCCAACUUCUUGCCAGGCUUGAUGUAGCAAUGGGUGGACGAGUUGCAGAGGAGAUUAUCUUUGGAAAGGAGAAUAUAACCACAGGUAACAGAAAGUACUGACUUUAGAGGUUAACUGUUCACUCUGAAUCGCAGAAGUGUUUGUCUGAAGCAAGUGCCUUAUUGAUUCCCGUUACCUUUAACAAAGGAGGGCCUUGGAAACCGAUUUAGGACUAUUAAGAUCUUCAUCAUCUAGAAAAUCUUAGUAUCGCGCACCUUGUCGGGGUAACUAACCCUAAAUUACAGUGCUCCAUCUGAGCGAAAAAUAAAGUGGGUUUCAGACGCUUUUUUGUACUCUCUUUUCAGCGGUGCUGUUUAUUAGAAGAUUUUAGUUAUUUUACGUUUGUUGUGGCAUCGCGAAUUUUUAUUAUUAUUUUUUUAAUCAUCAGGAGCUGCAAGUGAUAUGGAGUCUUCUACCAGGCUUGCUCGGGCCAUGGUGACUAUGUAUGGCAUGAGCGAAAAGGUGACUAUAAUUCAGCAUUACAUAUUGUGGUUUAAAUUAGAACGCUAACCUUAAUGUCACGCGGAACACCUGGCCUUGGAUUAAUGUGACGUUUGGUUGUUUGUUGUCAGGUCGGAAUGCUUCAAAUCAAGGAUGAUGAUAAAUCGAGUCCUGAGUUACAGGCACUUAUUGAAAAUGAAGUCAAGCAACUUCUUAAGGUUAGGAACAGAUAACCUUUUGUGCGUAACAGUCACGGUAACGUAAACAUGUCUACUUGAUUCUUUGUCCGCCUCCAGCUUUGUAUUUCCAUAAAUUACACUUUGUGAAAUUUGCAAACUGAAACUCUGACUGACUGCUGUCACUGCUGUCUCCCUCUUUGCAGUUAAUUUGUUGCCCACCCAUGCAUUUAGCCUGCGCUGCUAGUGCAGGCGUAUGUUUUAAGAGGGCAAACGUUCAGUAUCUCCUUUCGUCACCUCUUAUUUUGAUAGCAAAAGAAGAUACAUGUGGGGCAAAGAUUGAUGGGCAUAAGGCAAAAGGUCCUCCUUGUAGUGCUUACAUUCCUCCCCGGAAAGUGUCUGCAUUGUUAGUCCAGCGGGUAACUUGAGUGGCAUUUACUACUCAGACCCCAUAAAAUGCUUAUUACUAUUUUCUUCUCUGUGUGUAGGAGUCAUAUGAUAGAGCUAAGUCUCUACUUCAAGCGCAUUCCAAAGAACACAACCGCUUAGCAGAAGCUCUGUUGAAGUACGAGACACUCGACUUACAAGAGAUCAAGCAAGUUAUUCAGGGAAAGAAGCUCUCUAGAACAUUGUGAUGCGAGUUAACAAACCUCGACUGUAAAAUGGCAGGUUCACGCUUCCCAUUAAGCGUUAGCCCCAAAAAGCCGAAAAAUUGAAUGAAAGUAUUUAACGCCUGGAGAAAACCAUGGGGGAUGGCAGCAAAAGUCCUAAUUUUUGUUUAUAAGUCAUUUCAUUUUCUGAUCUGUUAAUGUAACAACAGGUACUAGAGGAUCGCUUAAAUUUGGGAGACCUAGCCCUUGUAUUUCAAAAGCUGUUCGACAAAGAUAUUUUAUUACGUGUAUGAUUAAAACAAAAUGUUUUAUGCGUGAGCCAUUUUAGAAUUGUAAUGAGAACUGUACAUCUUGGUUUUUGAAGACCAAUGAAGGGCUUGUAAAAAGUUUUGUUUGCUUGUCCGAGGCAGUUGCACCUUUGUCUUAGUUAACUUUUUAGUUAACAAUAAAUUUCCCUUAGCCCCAGCUCACAGGGAACAGCGAGUAUGAAAUGUUGCCUGCCUGGGAGUAAAAUCUCCUUGUCACAAACAACCGGACGGGACUUUUUUCAAGCGUUUAGAAACGCAUGCAAAUGAGGUUAAUGGGUUACCCUUUCUCCUCGUUCCAUAUCAAAACCGCUGAGAACUGUGAUAAGAACUAUCGUCAAACUUCCUUUUUCUAGUACCUCGAUGUGAUCCUGGCUGCACGUCUCCCUGUCACUCUCUGUCUCUGCUCAGAGUUUUGAAUGUUGGACAUCGUACGUCGUUUUUCGUGUCUGUCAGGGUGUAAAUUACUCUUUGAUCGGCGCAUCUCGGCCAAUCAUGUAGCCACUGUUUCUCUAGUAACAUGCCUAAAGCGCUUGAUUGCUGUACUCUUAAUGUGAUAUUUCUUGUUCUGGUCAAUCUUUCUGUAAAUAUUACUACCACUGUCUGAGUUACAUACCCUCAUGAUUCACGAAACUUGCCAGUCUUUCAGUCGACUAGCAUGCGAAUACUUAUUAUAGGGCCCACUUGCUCGAAGACCGGCUA
This is a messenger RNA of Porites lobata, 35530 nucleotides long. Lineage: Eukaryota; Metazoa; Cnidaria; Anthozoa; Scleractinia; Poritidae. The record is from the annotation of a GenBank genome assembly.